AUGGCAAAAAUCAUCAACACUUGGCUUAUUUUAUUUCUCCUUGUUGUGACAAUUAUGAAUGGUUCAUAUAGUGUUGAAGCUACAGCAAGAGGUAACAAAUUGGAAAAGAAUGAUUCUGUUCACAAAUCUCAAAAGUUUGGGAAAAUGAUAGAUUGCAUGAUUUUACAUCAUAAUUGUUUGGUUUAUCCUUACUUGUGGCCUUUGUAUUAUAUGUUUUGUUCUCUCUAA
Molecule: messenger RNA, 228 nt
Organism: Lathyrus sativus (Indian pea)
Lineage: Eukaryota; Viridiplantae; Streptophyta; Magnoliopsida; Fabales; Fabaceae
Source: the annotation of a GenBank genome assembly